Symphalangus syndactylus (siamang) is the source of this 1474-nucleotide messenger RNA. RefSeq lists its product as uncharacterized. The record is from RefSeq and is a predicted model, not a curated record. Lineage: Eukaryota; Metazoa; Chordata; Mammalia; Primates; Hylobatidae.
GGUUCUCCCGUGACGGUGACUCCAACGGUUGGCUGAGGACGAUUCCCUGAGCCUUGACAAAGCAGGAGCCCUCCGUGGCAGUGCGUCGGUGUUGAGGCUCCAGCCUGACCAAUCUGAGGGGUCGACAAAACAGAUUCGUGACAGUAUGCUACACGGAGGGCCUACCAGGAUGCAGAAACAGCAGAUGGAGUCCGGGGAAAGCAGUGCGGCAUCCCAGCCUCAGGCCUGCCCAUAUGGUGUUCGGGUAAAAUUGAGGAAGAUGCCAGGUAAUAGAAUCCACCCUUCCUCUGACAGCAUCCAAUCUGGAGCAAAGGCUUCCUUCAACCCUCCCCCAAACCCCCAGUACAAGCCCAAAUUCUGGAACAAAUCCUUUCCAACACCUCCUUCAGAGAUGCUCCCUGGCUCCAGGCAGUGCUUGCUCACCUCACUGCAGCAGGAAGCCCAGCUUGUGAACUGCACGUGUGCUGCAGGUGGUGGCUGGAUGCAGGGUAUUGACAGAUGGAUCCCAUCAAUACCCCCACUGCAUAACCAUAGUGCAGUGAAUAGAAGACACUUCUCCACACCCGAAAAGCUCCAUGCUGAUUGCGAGAAGGAAAUGCUGGAUGGAGGGGUUCCUGGAACUACUGUGAGGGGUGAGCUUCCCCAGAUGUCUAGAAAUGAGGCAGGGGCCCGACAUCUUCCACCCCCACUAAGGUUGCCUUGCAGUUCCCAGCUGGCUCUAGACUUCCUAGAAACUGCCACUUUUCUGCCUCCAUUACCUCAUAGCCCAGUCAGCACCAUUAUCAUCAUCACCAUGAUCAACGUCCCCAUCCUUACAGUCACCACCACUAUCAUCAUCACCAUCACCAUUCUUACUCUCACCAUUCUCACCAUCAACACCAGCAUAUUCACCAUAACUAUCACUAUCAUUAUCACCACCUUCGCCAUCACCAUUCUCACCAUAAUAAUUAUUGUCACCCUCCCCAUCCUCAUAAUCAUCAUCAUUAUCAUCAUUACCAUCACUAUCAUCAUCACCAUCACCAUUCUCACCCUCACCAUUCUCACCAUCAUCGUCAUCAUCAUCAUCGCCAUUAUCCUCACCAUAACUAUCACUAUUAUCAAAACCACCUUUGCCAUCAUGAUCCUUAUCAUCACCAUCACAAUCACCACCAUCACCAUGUUCACCUUUACCAUUCUCACCGUCAUCAUCACCAUCAUCAUCCUCAACAUAGCUAUCACUUCAUUAUCACCACCUCCACUUUCACCAUCACCAUCCUCACCAUCAUAAUCAUCACCAUCACAAUGAUCCUUGCUACAUGGAGCCAUGCAUUCUGGGUAUGAGGGAUCUUGGGUCAGGGGCAUCUAACAUAUCUUGUAGGAUAGAAACGCAGUCCCUCAGGGUCUCACAGUUGGUGGAGUAACUGAUUCUUGUGAGGUCAUGUUCCUCUGGGUGAUGUGGGAUGUCACAAGACCAAUAAAUACAAGCUGAAGCCCA